AAUAAAUAUUUCAUUCGCGGAGGCCCUCGGGUAGCGAUUCUCAACCUCACCCCCUCUUCUUUCUCUUACAGUUCUUCGGGCUUUCACUUCGAAUCUUUUCUCGCCCUGCGUUCUAUUCUCUGCGCACUUCGGAUGUGUAUGCGCUCAAUCCCGUUUCCCCUCAUCUUUCAGUAGUGAAGUUGAGGUGAGAUGACGACCCUUAGAUCGAGCUGGCCGUCGAGGCUGCGGCAACUUUUGUCCAGCGACGGUGCCAUUGGCCCCUCCGUCAAACUGGACUCUGAACCGCCUCCCAAGAUCAAAGCCUUCAUUGAGAAGGUCAUACAGUGUCCAUUACAAGAUAUAGGAAUACCGCUCUCUGGCUUUCGGUGGGAGUACAAUAAGGGCAAUUUCCAUCACUGGAGACCAUUGUUUCUUCAUUUUGAUACGUACUUCAAGGUGUAUUUGUCAUGUAGAAAUGAUUUGACAUUGUCUGAUAGGAUUCUAGAAGAUGAAAGUCCAUUACCAAAAUAUGCAAUUAUGCAAAUAUUACGGGUGAUGCAAAUAAUUUUAGAGAAUUGUCCUAACAAGAGUUCAUUCGAUGGCUUAGAGCAUUUCAAGCUUUUAUUAGCUUCAACAGAUCCUGAGAUUCUUAUAGCUGCGUUGGAAACUCUUUCUGCACUUGUAAAAAUAAAUCCGUCUAAGCUUCAUGGAAGCGCAAAGAUGGUUGGGUGUGGUUCAGUUAACAGCUAUCUCCUAUCCCUAGCACAGGGAUGGGGAAGCAAGGAGGAGGGCUUGGGAUUGUAUUCUUGUAUUAUUGCAAAUGAGAAAACCCAAGAUGAAGCUUUGUGCUUGUUUCCUUCUGAUGUAGAGAAUGGUUGUGAUCAAUCUAAUUACCGCAUUGGGUCUACUCUGUAUUUUGAAUUGCAUGGAUCUAGUGCCCAAUCUAAGGAACACGGUGGUGAUAAGGAUUCCCCGAAUUUGAGAGUUAUUCAUAUGCCAGAUAUGCAUUUGCGGAAAGAAGAUGAUUUGUUCUUGUUGAAGCAGUGUAUUGAGCAGUAUAGUGUUCCUUCAGAUCUUCGAUUUUCUUUGCUCACCAGAAUUAGAUAUGCUCGAUCCUUCCGGUCACCAAGAAUAUGCAGUUUUUAUAGCAGGAUUUGCCUUCUUGCUUUUAUUGUUCUGGUCCAGUCCAGUGAUGCUCAUGAUGAACUUGUGUCCUUUUUUGCUAAUGAACCAGAAUAUACAAACGAGUUAAUUAGGGUUGUGAGAUCUGAGAAAACUGUGUCUGGAUCUCUCAGAACAUUAGCAAUGCUUGCGUUGGGAGCUCAAUUGGCAGCAUAUACAUCAUCUCAUGAACGGGCACGGAUAUUGAGUGGAUCUAGUAUAAGUUUUGCUGGUGGGAACCGCAUGAUACUUUUGAAUGUGCUUCAACGGGCUAUUUUGUCAUUAAGUUCUAAUGAUCCAUCGUCCCUUGCCUUUGUGGAGGCACUUCUUCAGUUCUAUCUGCUCCAUGUGGUUUCAACCUCAACUUCUGGGAGUAAUAUUAGGGGUUCUGGCAUGGUACCUACAUUCUUGCCUUUGUUGGAGGAUUCUGAUCCGGCACACAUUCAUCUUGUCUGUUUUGCUGUGAAAACCCUUCAGAAGCUUAUGGACUAUAGCAGCUCAGCUGUGUCACUUUUUAAAGAGUUGGGGGGUGUUGAGCUUUUAGCUCAGAGGCUACAGAUAGAGGUGCACAGAAUCGUAGGUUUGGUUAGAGAAAAUGAUGAUUUGAUGGUCACUGGUGAAAGCUCAAGACUUAACACUGAUAAGCUUUCCUUCCAAAAGAGGCUCAUAAAGGUCUCGCUCAAGGCCCUGGGUUCCGCAACAUAUUCUGCUUCAAACUCUACCAGAUCUCAACACUCACAUGACAGUUCCUUACCUGCAACACUAGUGUUGAUAUUCAGGAAUGUAGACAAGUUUGGAGGUGAUAUUUACUACUCUGCUGUUACUGUUAUGAGUGAAGUAAUCCACAAAGAUCCCACAUGUUUUUCUGCUCUGCAUGAGAUGGGUCUUCCUGAUGCUUUUUUAUCUUCUGUUGUAUCUCGAGUGUUUCCUUCUUCAAGGGCUUUGUCAUGUAUUCCUAAUGGUCUUGGUGCUAUUUGUCUCAAUGCUAAGGGCCUAGAGGCUGUUAGAGAAACUUCAGCACUGCGAUUCCUUGUUGACAUCUUCACAAGUAAAAAGUAUGUCCUGGCAAUGAAUGAAGCCAUUGUUCCUCUUGCAAAUGCUGUGGAGGAACUUCUGCGUCAUGUGUCUUCGCUGCGAAGUACUGGUGUUGAUAUGAUUAUUGAAAUCAUCCAUAAGAUUGCAUCAUUUGGGGAUAGUAUUGGUGUAGGAUCUUCUGGAAAAGAUAACGAGGGUACUGCAAUGGAAACAGAUUCUGCAGACAAAGAAAAUGAAGGACAUUGCUGCCUUGUUGGUACAGCAGAUUCAGCUGCAGAAGGGAUAACUGAUGAUCAAUUCUUACAGUUAUGCGUCUUUCAUUUGAUGGUAUUGGUUCACAGGAUGAUGGAAAAUUCUGAAACGUGUCGCUUGUUCGUGGAAAAGUUGGGAAUUGAAGCUUUGCUGAAGUUGUUAUUACGACCUGUUAUUGCACAAUCCUCAGAUGGCAUGUCUAUUGCUUUACAUAGCACCAUGGUCUUUAAGGGGUUUGCUCAGCAUCACUCAGCUCCUCUAGCACGUGCCUUUUGCUCCUCUCUUAGAGAGCACUUGAAGAAAGCACUAGCAGGGUUUGAUGCAGCUUCUGGACAUUUAUUGCUGGAUCCAAAGAUGACAACUGAUAGUGGCAUCUUUUCUUCACUUUUCUUGGUUGAGUUCCUUCUGUUUCUUGCUGCCUCAAAAGAUAACCGUUGGGUGACUGCAUUGCUGACAGAGUUUGGAAAUGGCAGUAAAGAUGUUCUGGAAGACAUUGGACAUGUGCAUCGUGAGGUUCUGUGGCAAAUUGCUCUACUUGAAGAUACAAAGCCUGAUAUUGAGGAUAAUGGGGCUUGUUCAUCUGCUGAUUCACAACAGGCAGAAGUGGAUGCUAAUGAAACUGAAGAGCAAAGGUUCAACUCUUUCAGGCAGUUUCUUGAUCCAUUACUGAGGAGGAGGACGUCCGGAUGGAGCAUUGAAUCUCAGUUUUUUGACCUUAUAAACUUGUAUCGAGAUCUGGGCCGAGCCACUGGUUCUCAUAGUAUAUCAAGUUCCAUUAGUUCUUCGAACAUGAGGUUGGCUUCCAGUGAUCAUGUGCAUCAUUCUGGAUCUUCUGAUGCAUCUGGGGCAAAUAGUAAGAAAGAAAAUGACAAGCAGAGGCCGUAUUAUACCUCUUGUUGUGACAUGGUCAGAUCACUCUCAUUUCACAUCACCCAUCUGUUUCAAGAGUUAGGAAAGGUAAUGCUGCUGCCUUCUCGUCGCCGUGAUGAUUUGGUGAGUGUAAGUCCUGCAGCAAAGUCAGUGGCUUCAACUUUUGCAUCCAUUUCUCUGGAUCAUAUGAAUUUUGGCCGUGUAAGUACUUCAGCAGGAGAGGCAUCCAUAUCAAUAAAAUGUCGUUACUAUGGUAAAGUGAUUGGUUUGAUGGAUAGCAUUCUAAUGGAGAAGCCAGAUUCCUGCAAUCCUAUUUUAUUGAAUUGCUUGUAUGGACAUGGUGUUGUUCAAUCUGUUUUGACAACAUUUGAAGCAACAAGUCAGUUGCUCUUUGCAGUUAAUCGUGCUCCUGCAUCCCCUAUGGACACUGAUGAUGGAAAUUUGAAGCAGGAUGACAAAGAUGAUGGUGACCAUUCGUGGAUUUAUGGUCCUUUAGCUAGUUAUGGUAAAUUUAUUGACCAUCUAGUGACCUCCUCUUUUAUUUUAUCUUCAUUUACAAAGCACUUGCUUGCACAGCCCCUUGCAAACUGUGAUACUCCUUUCCCACGGGAUGCUGAGACUUUCGUGAAGGUCCUCCAGUCCAUGGUGUUGAAGGCUGUACUUCCAGUUUGGACUCAUCCCCAGUUUGUUGAUUGUAGCUAUGAAUUUAUUUCUACUGUAAUCUCUAUUAUUAAGCAUGUUUAUUAUGGGGUUGAAGUGAAAAAUGUCAACAGCAGCAACAGUGCUCGUAUCACAGGACCUCCUCCAAAUGAAACGGCCAUUUCAACCAUUGUAGAGAUGGGGUUUUCCAGGUCUCGAGCAGAGGAAGCUUUGAGGCAAGUUGGGUCAAAUAGUGUCGAGUUGGCAAUGGAGUGGUUGUUCUCCCAUCCAGAAGAUAUUCAAGAAGAUGAUGAACUUGCCCGUGCACUUGCCAUGUCCCUUGGGAGUUCUGAAUCAGACACAAAAGAUGCUACUGAAAAUGAUAAUGCUCAGCAGAUUGAGGAAGAGAUUGUUCAACUUCCACCAGUUGAUGAGUUAUUAUCUACUUGCACAAAACUUUUGCAGAAAGAAUCCCUUGCUUUUCCUGUCCGAGACUUGCUUGUGAUGAUAUGCUUUCAAGACAAUGGUCAAUAUAGGUCUAAUAUUGUCUCUUUUCUUGCUGAACGGAUCAAAGAAUGUGGCCUGGUUCCCUGUAAUGGAAAUAAUACCUUGCUUGCUGCACUUUUCCAUGUUUUUGCAUUAAUUUUGAAUGAGGAUGCUGAGGCACGUGAAGCUGCAUCCAAGAUUGGUUUGAUAAAAAUUGCCUCAGAUUUACUCUACCAGUGGCAUUCCAGUCUUGAUUGUAGGGUGAAACAGCAGGUGCCAAAAUGGGUUAUGGCAGCUUUUCUUGCAUUAGACAGGCUGUUGCAAGUGGAUCAAAAGCUGAACUCUGAAAUUGCGGAGCAGAUGAAGAAAGAAGCAGCGGAUAACCAGCAGGCAUCUAUUACCAUUGAUGAGGAUAGGCAAAACAAAUUGCAGUCUGCAUUGGGACUUUCUAUGAAGUAUGCAGAUAUAAGUGAGCAGAAGAGACUUGUUGAGAUUGCUUGUAGUUGUAUGAAGCACCAGCUUCCAUCAGACACAAUGCAUGCUAUUCUGUUGCUCUGUUCCAAUCUUACAAGGAAUCAUUCUGUCGCUCUUACCUUUCUUGAUGCUGGGGGUUUAAGUUCACUGCUUUCUUUGCCAACCAGUAGCUUAUUCCCAGGGUUUGACAACGUUGCUGCUAGUAUUAUACGUCAGGUCCUUGAAGAUCCACAAACUCUCCAACAAGCAAUGGAAUCUGAAAUUAAACAUUGUCUUGUCGUUGCUUCUAACCGGCAUCCAAUUGGAAGGAUCAGUCCUCGCAAUUUCCUGUCUAAUUUAGCUUCUGUAAUUUCUCGAGAUCCAGUUAUUUUCAUGCAGGCUGCUCAAUCUGUCUGCCAAGUUGAGUUGGUAGGUGAUAGGCCUUACAUUGUAUUGCUGAAAGAUCGGGAUAAAGACAGACCUAAGGAGAAGGAAAAGGAGAAGGAUAGAUCAUUAGAGAAAGAAAAAACACAGAUUAACGAUGGGAAGGUUGGUUUGGGAACUGCAAACACAGCAGCUUCUGGCAAUGGCCAUGGCAAAAGCCAUGAUUCAAAUUCAAAGAGUGGCAAGAUUCAUAGAAAACCCACCCAGAGUUUUAUAAACGUGAUAGAACUUCUUCUUGAGUCCAUAUGCACUUUUGUACCACCUGUAAAGGAUGAUGUAACCAUAAAUGCUGGACCUAGCACCCCAACAUCAAGUGACAUGGACAUUGAUAUCUCUGCAGUUAAGGGAAAAGGAAAAGCAGUUGCCACCAUGUCCGAGGAGUAUGAAACCAGCGAGCAGGAAACUUCUGCAUCGCUCGCAAAAGUUGUAUUUAUUUUGAAGCUUCUUACAGAAAUACUAUUGAUGUAUUCAUCAGCUGUACAUGUUCUUCUCCGGCGAGAUGCUGAAAUGGGCAGAACUAAGUUCACUCAUCAAAAGAGUAGUCCUGCUGGUUUAAGCUUGGGUGGAAUUUUUCACCAUAUUCUUCAUAAUUUUCUUCCUUAUUUUCGAAGUGCCAAAAAGGACAAGAAAAAUGAUGGUGAUUGGAGGCAGAAACUUGCAACCAGAGCUAAUCAAUUUAUGGUGGCUGCUUGUGUUCGAUCUACAGAGGCAAGGAGGAGAGUUUUCAGUGAGAUUAGUCAUAUUAUGGGUGACUUUGUUGAUUCUUGUAGAGGUGUUAAGCCACCAAGUAAUAACAUUCUGGUUUUUGUUGAUCUACUAAACGAUGUUUUAGCUGCCCGUACACCAGCUGGUUCUUCAAUCUCAGCAGAGGCCUCUACCACUUUUAUGGAAACUGGUCUGGUUAAAUCGUUCACUCGUACCCUCCAGGUGUUGGACUUAGACCAUGCUGACUCAUCUAAAGUUGCUACUGGAAUUGUUAAAGCUCUUGAGUUGGUUACUAAGGAGCAUGUCCAUUCAGCUGAUUCUACUGCUGGGAAGGGUGAUAGCUCAACGAAGUCCUUGGAUCUUAGUCAAUCUGGAAGAAUGGAGAAUAUUGAUGAUGCAUCCCAGUCCAUGGAAAUGACAACUCAGGCCAAUAAUGAUUCCCUUCAAGCAGACCAGGUUGCAUCUUAUAAUGCAAUUCAGUCUUAUGGUGAGUCUGAAGCUGUCACUGAUGAUAUGGAACAUGAUCAAGAUCUUGAUGGCAGUUUUGCUCCAGCUAAUGAGGAUGAUUACAUGCGUGAAACUUCUGAGGAUGCAAGGGGUCUUGAGAAUGGCAUUGAAAAUGUGGAGAUUCGGUUUGGAAUCCAGCCUCAUGAACAGGAAAAUCUUGAUGAUGAUGAGGAUGAGGAUGAUGAGAUGUCUGGAGAUGACGGUGAAGAUGUAGAGGAAGAUGAUGAGGAUGAUGAGGAACAUAAUGAUUUAGAAGACGAAGUCCAUCACUUGCCACAUCAUGACACUGAUCAAGAUGAUCGUGAGAUUGAUGAUGAUGAUUUUGAUGAUGAAGUGAUGGAGGAAGAUGACGAGGAUGAUGAGGAUGAUGAAGAUGGAGUUAUCUUGCGGCUUGAGGAGGGCAUUAAUGGAAUAAAUGCUUUUGAUCAUAUUGAGGUUUUUGGGAGGGAAAAUAGUUUUCCAAAUGAUGCUCUCCAUGUGAUGCCCGUUGAACUCUUUGGAUCUAGACGUCCUGGGAGGACAACGUCCAUUUACAGUCUACUGGGCAGAACUGGUGAUGCUGCUGAUCCUUCACGCCAUCCGCUCCUAGCUGGACCACCUUCAUUCCAGUCAUCUCCGGGGCCAUCAGAUAGUAUAUUGGAGAGCCGCUCAACAGGUUUGGAUAAUAUUUUCCGAUCUCUGAGGGGUGGUCGCCAUGGGCACCGUUUGAAUUUAUGGAUCAAUAACCAGCAUAGUGGUGGAUCAAAUAAUGGUGUUGUGCCACCAGGUCUUGAGGACCUGCUUGUCUCUCAGUUAAGGCGGCCUAUCCCUGAAAAGUCAUCUGAUAAGGAGGUAGCGGAAACAGGUCCUCACAAUAAAGUUGAGGUCAACCAAGCACAAGAUACAGGUGGUGGUAGACCAGAUAUUCCAGUUGAAAGCAAUGCAAAUCAAGCUGGUGGUACAGUGACUCCAGCAGCAAUUGAUAAUCCCAACAAUGCUGAUACGAGACCUGCAGCAACUGGAUCUCUGCAGACUGAUGUACCAAGCACCCAUUCACAAGUGAUUGAGAUGCAGUUUGAGCAUAGUGACGUAGCUGUGCGGGAUGUUGAGGCUGUUAGCCAAGAGAGUAGUGGUAGUGGGGCAACUUUUGGUGAAAGCCUUCGGAGCCUAGAUGUUGAGAUAGGAAGUGUUGAUGGCCAUGAUGAUGGCGGAGAAAGGCAGGUUUUUGCAGAGAGGGUUGCUGGUGAUUCCCAAGUUGCACGUACAAGAAGAUCAAAUAUGACUUUUGGUCAUUCUUCCCAUGUAAGUGGGAGAGAUGCUUCCCUCCAUAGUGUUACUGAAGUUUCUGAAAAUUCCAGCCGAGAUGCAGAUCAGGAAGCUCCAGCUGCAGAGCAGCAGGUGAACAGUGAUUCUGGUUCUGGGGCAAUUGAUCCUGCCUUUCUAGAUGCUCUUCCUGAGGAGUUGCGUGCUGAAGUUCUCUCAGCUCAGCAGGGACAAGCAGCUCAACCAUCAAAUGUUGAGUCUCAGAACACCGGAGAUAUUGAUCCAGAAUUCCUUGCAGCCCUCCCUCCAGAUAUUCGAGCAGAAGUUUUAGCACAACAGCAAGCACAGAGGCUCCACCAGUCCCAGGAGUUGGAAGGUCAGCCUGUUGAAAUGGAUACAGUUUCAAUAAUUGCAACAUUUCCUUCGGAGUUACGAGAAGAGGUUCUUCUAACAUCUUCUGACGCUAUCCUUGCCAAUCUUACACCUGCUCUUGUUGCUGAGGCAAAUAUUUUGCGGGAGAGGUUUGCACACCGUUACAGUCGUACCCUCUUUGGUAUGUACCCAAGAAGUCGUAGAGGUGAGACUUCUAGACGUGAUGAAGGUAUUGGUUCAGGCUUAGAUAGGGCUGGUGGAAGUAUUUCUUCACGCAGAUCUGUUGGAGCUAAGGUAGUUGAAGCUGAUGGAGCACCUCUAGUUGACACAGAAGCUUUGCAUGCCAUGAUUCGUUUAUUUCGUGUGGUUCAGCCACUCUAUAAAGGUCAAUUGCAGAGGCUUCUUUUGAAUCUUUGUGCCCAUAGUGAAACUAGAACUACUUUGGUGAAAAUUCUGAUGGACUUACUUAUGCUUGAUGUAAAAACAUCUGGAAGCUCUUCUAGUGCGGUUGAGCCACCAUAUAGACUUUAUGGUUGUCAGAGCAAUGUAAUGUACUCUCGCCCUCAAUCUUUUGAUGGAGUUCCUCCCUUGCUUUCCCGUCGCAUACUUGAAACUCUGACGUAUCUUUCUCGUAAUCAUCCAUAUGUGGCAAAAAUUUUUCUUGAGUUUGGUGGUCCUCAUUAUGCACCAAGAGAAUCAGAUAAUGCAAACAAGGCACGCGGCAAAUCUGUGAUGGUUGUUGGAGACGAAGUUAACAAUGACAAUAAUGAACACAUGUCCCUUGCAAUGCUUUUGAGUCUAUUAAGGCAGCCUCUCUAUCUGAGGAGCAUAGCGCAUCUUGAGCAGCUGCUAAAUCUUCUUGAGGUUAUCAUUGAUAGUGCUAGAAGUAAGUCUAGUUCAUCUGACAAAAUUCCAAGUUCUACUUCUGAGCCCUCAUCUGGUCCACAAAUUUCUGCAUUCGAGGCAGAUGCAAAUACUGAUCCUGGUGUUUCAUCUUCUGGGCUUGAUAAAUCAACUAGUGCUGUUGAUUCCUCCAAAUCCAAAACUGCCGCCCAUCUUGAGGAACAUGAGACUCACAGGGUACCCAGUAGCCUACCAGAGGAAGAACUUCGGCUUUUGUGUUCAUUACUUGCACAAGAAGGAUUGUCGGAUAAUGCAUAUGCUCUCGUGGCGGAGGUAAUGAAGAAAUUAGUGGCCAUUGCUCCAACUCAUUGUCAGCUCUUUGUCACUGAGCUUGCUGGAGCAGUUCAAAACUUGACUUCUGCCGCAAUGAAUGAAUUGCGUGUUUUCAGUGAAGCAAUCAGAUCUCUUCUUAGCACAACAUCUUCUGAUGGGGCUGCAAUUUUGAGAGUUCUGCAAGCCUUAAGUUCCCUUGUUGCUUCACUGACUGAGAAAGAGAAUGAUAGAAUUACUCCUGCUCUUUCUGAGGUAUGGGAAAUCAAUUCAGCUUUAGAGCCUUUGUGGCAUGAACUGAGCUGUUGCAUAAGCAAGAUGGAGUCAUACUCAGAGUCUGCCUCUGAUUUGUUCACCCCUUCUCGUACCAGUUUGUCUAAGCCAUCAAAUGCAUUGUCUCCACUUCCACCAGGCUCUCAAAAUAUUUUACCAUACAUAGAAUCUUUCUUUGUGGUUUGUGAGAAGCUGCAUCCUGCUCAGCCAGGUACUGGUCAUGAUGUGGGCAUCCCUGUUGUUUCUGAUGUUGAAGAUGCCAGAACAUCUGCUACCCAACAGAAAAUAUCUGCACCUCCUGUCAAAGCGGAUGAGAAAAAUGCUGUUUUUGUCAAGUUCUCAGAGAAGCAUAGGAAACUACUAAAUGCUUUUAUCAGGCAAAAUCCUGGUUUGCUUGAGAAAUCUUUCUCCCUCAUGCUGAAGGUUCCAAAAUUUAUUGAUUUUGACAACAAGCGUGCCCACUUUCGGUCAAAGAUAAAGCAUCAGCAUGACCAUCAUCCUAGCCCAUUAAGAAUCUCAGUUAGAAGGGCCUAUGUUUUAGAGGAUUCUUAUAACCAGCUUCGCAUGAGAUCUACUCAAGAUUUGAAGGGAAGGUUGACUGUUCACUUCCAAGGGGAGGAAGGUAUUGAUGCAGGUGGUCUUACAAGGGAAUGGUAUCAAUUAUUGUCCAGAGUUAUUUUUGACAAAGGAGCCCUUCUUUUUACAACGGUGGGCAAUGAAUCAACAUUCCAGCCGAACCCUAACUCUGUUUACCAAACAGAACAUCUUUCUUAUUUCAAAUUUGUUGGAAGAGUGGUUGGGAAAGCAUUGUUUGAUGGUCAGCUUUUGGAUGUCCAUUUUACUCGCUCUUUCUACAAGCAUAUACUUGGGGUCAAAGUUACAUAUCAUGAUAUUGAAGCCAUUGAUCCUGACUACUACAAAAAUUUGAAAUGGAUGCUUGAGAAUGAUAUUAGCGAUGUUUUGGAUCUUACGUUUAGCAUUGACGCAGAUGAAGAAAAACUGAUCUUAUAUGAGCGGACAGAAGUAACUGAUUAUGAGUUGAUUCCUGGUGGACGGAAUAUCAAAGUUACUGAGGAGAAUAAGCAUCAAUAUGUUGAUUUAGUGGUUGAGCACCGGUUGACCACUGCUAUUCGACCUCAAAUAAAUGCCUUCUUGGAAGGAUUCAAUGAAUUGAUUCCCAGGGAGUUGAUAUCCUUAUUCCAUGACAAAGAAUUGGAAUUAUUAAUCAGUGGACUUCCUGAUAUCGAUUUGGAUGACUUGAGAGCAAAUACUGAGUAUUCUGGAUACAGUGCUGCGUCACCAGUUAUCCAGUGGUUUUGGGAAGUUGUAUAUGGUUUCAGCAAGGAAGAUAAGGCUCGACUAUUGCAGUUUGUGACAGGCACAUCCAAGGUGCCUCUGGAAGGUUUCAGUGCUCUUCAAGGAAUCUCAGGUUCUCAGAAGUUUCAGAUACACAAAGCAUAUGGGAGCCCUGAUCAUUUGCCUUCUGCUCAUACUUGCUUCAACCAGCUAGACCUACCCGAAUAUCCGACUAGACAACAAUUGGAAGAGAGGUUACUGCUUGCAAUUCAUGAAGCAAACGAGGGGUUUGGAUUUGGUUGAUAACCUUUUUUUUUUUUGGGUAGGUUGGGCAUAUAUACUCAUGUAUUUUACAUAUUAGGGCAGCAGCUAUUGUGCAGGGGAUUGACCAUCCUUUUUCAGUUCAUAUUAAAUUGUUAAUAUGUUGUACAGUGGUUUAUUGCAAUGGGAACGAUGCCUUUUGCGGUUUCUCAGUCA
This is a messenger RNA of Neltuma alba, 11364 nucleotides long. Its product is annotated as E3 ubiquitin-protein ligase UPL1-like. The record is from RefSeq and is a predicted model, not a curated record. Gene Ontology annotation, cellular component: cytoplasm. Gene Ontology annotation, molecular function: protein binding; ubiquitin protein ligase activity. NCBI's taxonomy places the organism in Eukaryota, Viridiplantae, Streptophyta, Magnoliopsida, Fabales, Fabaceae. Gene Ontology annotation, biological process: ubiquitin-dependent protein catabolic process; protein polyubiquitination.